Molecule: messenger RNA, 455 nt
Organism: Hordeum vulgare subsp. vulgare (domesticated barley)
Lineage: Eukaryota; Viridiplantae; Streptophyta; Magnoliopsida; Poales; Poaceae
Product: tRNA modification GTPase MnmE-like
Exons: 2
Coding region: 60-455 (131 amino acids)
Biological process (GO): tRNA methylation; tRNA wobble uridine modification
Cellular component (GO): cytoplasm; cytosol
Source: RefSeq, a predicted model, not a curated record
UGACUAUUCUUUUUUUGUCUCUUUAUUAUGACCAGGAAUGCUCAGGUUCUGCAGUGCCAAUGGUUCUGGUUAUCAACAACGUAGAUUGCACACCAUUUGUUCGAGGAGAAGAGUUUGAGAAAUUCAGCGGAAUUUUCAGAAAACAUGUGCGCACAUGUGCAGUCACUGUUAAAGGCAUUUCUGAGUUGGAGAGUGCUGUAAUAGAGGUCAGAGGUCUUGAGUCCGUGCCUUCCGGGGGACGACGGUGGACUGUAAACCAGAGACAACUGGAACAGCUCAUGAGGACCCAGAAAGCUUUCACAAGACUAGAGUCGUCGAUCAAUGAGCAGCUGCCCUUGGAUUUUUGGACUAUUGACUUGAGGGACGCUCCAUUGGCUCUGGCAGCAAUUAGUGGAGAGGACAUAUCUAAAGAAGUUUUGAGCAACAUAUUCAACAAAUUCUGCAUUGGAGAAUGA